AUGGGUCGCAACUCCCUUCUUCUACUCCAAUCAAGAUACUGGAAAUGCACCCUCGUCGAGAUCGCCCCCUCGAGCGCCGGCGCUCUCGCCGCUCUUAAGAGGGCCCGCGAGGAGAAGGUCAAGGAGUUCAACGCCUUCAUAUCCAUUGCUGAAAAGCUGCUGCGCGCCAUUGAGGACGUCGGGAGAAAUCUCGAUGGCACUCUGGAAAAGAAGGUUGGGAAGCCCAUCAUCGCCAGGCUUCACUCCUUCCUCAUCCAGUCUACGAUGGCCUAG
Thermochaetoides thermophila DSM 1495 is the source of this 273-nucleotide messenger RNA. RefSeq lists its product as uncharacterized. The coding region runs from base 1 to 273 and encodes 90 amino acids. The transcript is spliced from 3 exons. Lineage: Eukaryota; Fungi; Ascomycota; Sordariomycetes; Sordariales; Chaetomiaceae. The record is from RefSeq and is a predicted model, not a curated record.